Trypanosoma conorhini is the source of this 516-nucleotide messenger RNA. RefSeq lists its product as uncharacterized. Bases 1 to 516 code for a protein of 171 amino acids. The transcript has a single exon. NCBI's taxonomy places the organism in Eukaryota, Euglenozoa, Kinetoplastea, Trypanosomatida, Trypanosomatidae. The record is from RefSeq and is a predicted model, not a curated record.
AUGUCUUCUGCCGCCCAGGCAAGCGCCCCGCAACCCCAGCAGCAGCAGCAGCAGCAAGGGAGCCACAUUCCCACGCGCAGCAUCAUUCCGGCGUCGGUGAUGAACGUGGCCCAGUCCCGGGAGGCGUCCGGGCCCGCGCCCCCUUCCCUGGGCGCAGGACCCGUAAGCGGGGGGCUGCAAGCGCCCGGGCGCCCGGCUGUGGCGGCUGAGCCUGUGCGCCGUUCAGCACCGCCUGCAGCUUCGGUCGCCGGGGUGCCCGCUGCAGGUGCCUCUGGGGGCGGCGCGUUUAGGCAGCAGCCCCCCUCCGUGAGCGGUGGCCGGCAAAUGUCUGGCUCAUCAGAGAGGGCGACGACGGUGUUGCUUGGUGUCGGCCGGUCCCUGCAAACUCCACCCUCUCUUUGCCUGGCCACGCCCAAAUUGCGUCGUGAACGCAACACCGCCCUCGUUGGCUUCAGCACACGCCGUGGCACACCCCCACUCCUCGUACUGUUCUUCGGCGUCCUCGCACAAAAGUAA